UCUUCUAAACCAUUCUGCUUACACCAGAAUCGGCUCUCACCUUACUACCAAUCUCCACCACCUUCCAACCGCCAAGAGCCGCCUUGAGAUUGAGGAAUACAAUCGAAGCAUCGGCAUGGAGAGUUAUGAUUUGCAUAAGGUAUCAAUCAUGACGCAGUGCAUAGACGGUGUUAAGCAUUUAUGCACCUCUGUUUUAGGGUGUUUUGAUCUCAAUUUGUUUAAACAAUCUGGUGGUGGCCUUGGAGAUCCUGAAUUACUUUCUAGAGACACAGUUUUUAGUGUGAGUGAGAUAGAAGCUCUUUAUGAGCUGUUUAAAAAAAUCAGCAGUGCUGUGAUUGAUGAUGGGCUUAUAAACAAGGAGGAGUUUCAGUUGGCUUUGUUUAAGACGAAUAAGAAAGAGAGCUUGUUUGCUGAUCGAGUUUUUGAUUUGUUUGACACAAAGCACAAUGGAAUACUUGGGUUUGAGGAGUUUGCUCGAGCUCUCUCUGUAUUCCAUCCAAAUGCACCUAUAGAUGACAAAAUCCACUUUUCAUUUCAGCUAUAUGAUCUUAAACAGCAAGGUUUCAUAGAACGGCAAGAGGUGAAACAAAUGGUUGUGGCUACGCUUGCUGAAUCUGGAAUGAACUUGAAGGAUACUGUCAUUGAGGAUAUAAUUGACAAGACGUUUGAAGAAGCAGACACGAAACACGAUGGAAAGAUUGACAAGGAAGAGUGGAGAAGCCUUGUUCUUAGACAUCCUAGCCUUCUCAAGAACAUGACUCUUCAAUAUCUCAAGGAUAUCACGACUACGUUUCCAAGCUUUGUGUUCCAUUCUCAGGUUGAAGAUACCUGAAGAUAAAAGAGCAAUCUUCAAAGACUUUAGGGUUUUUUGUUCAUUCGUCUGGUUGAGCUUUCUUGUGAAGUUCAUUUGUUUCUCUGAACUCAUUUAUCUUUCUAUUGCUGAGCUUUGUUGUGAGGCAAAAUUCUUUUCGAUUUUGCAUCUUGACCAGGCUUAUUUGUAGAUACAACUGGUCCACAUGAUAUGUAAAGUUUUGAAGUUGAUCGA
Molecule: messenger RNA, 1045 nt
Organism: Brassica oleracea var. oleracea
Lineage: Eukaryota; Viridiplantae; Streptophyta; Magnoliopsida; Brassicales; Brassicaceae
Product: calcineurin B-like protein 2
Exons: 9
Coding region: 116-832 (238 amino acids)
Biological process (GO): calcium-mediated signaling
Molecular function (GO): kinase binding; calcium ion binding
Source: RefSeq, a predicted model, not a curated record